AUGACUUUGACAAGACACCCGGAAAUCGCCAUGGCCUCGAUGGCCACGCGGCGCUGGCUGUUGGCCUGCCUCUCCUUCUGUCCCUUCUUGCUCUCCCCCAGCUGGGUAGGGCCUCUCGGCACGCGCCGAGCCCAAAGCUCUCGCAGCUCGGCCCUCCGUGCGGUAGCGCUGAGCCGCAUCACCACGGGGGACACGCUGCUGCAGAAGCAGAAGCUGGAGGAGGACGAGGAGCGGCUGAAGAGCCUAGCGGACUUUGACCUGGGCAUGCCGGACGUGAACGACCUGCCGGAGAUCACGGCUUUGAUGGUGGAGUGCUUCGACCGCAUCAUCGCCAAGAAGCGCUGGGAUUCGAAGAUCCCCUUCUCUGAGUAUGUGAAUCCCUUCAUCGACCAAAACGAAGUGAAGGAGAUCGCGCAAGGGGUGCGCAUGCGCCUGGACGUGACGCUGCAGUUUCAGUCCUUGCGGCGCCCCAUCAAGCAGGAUGAGAGCGUGGCAUUGGUGGCCAGGGAGAAGCAAGGAGGCCCGCUGGUGGCUUACGUGGAGAUUUGCAUUCUUCCCAAUGACGGGCGUCGCCCGGAAGACGAUGAUGGCAAGACGACCAGCGGCACCACCCGGGAGCCGUACCUUAGCAACCUCUGCGUGAGCCCUGCAUACCGAAGGUCCGGUAUCGGCCGGGCGAUGCUGCGUUUGGCCGAGGAUGUCAUCAGGUUCAUAUGGAAGGACGAGCGAAUAUAUCUUCACAUUGACAAUUACGACCCCGCCAGGCUGCUCUACGAGUCUGAAGGUUUUGUGGCCACAGGCCCCAUGGAUUCAGAGCAGGUGACGCACAUGAUAAAAGGGCUGCCCCCCUUGGAAGAGGAGGAUGAGGACGACGAGGAUGCGGAGGAUGAGGAGGAGCUUCCGGCAGAGGCAGAAGCCGAGGCCGGUGAGCCGCUGGCUUUGCCCGCUGGCGAGUCGGAGAAGCCUGCCACGACCUACACCACGAGCACUCCUGUACCAUAUGCCUACACCUCGCCGUACACUUCGCCGGUCACGGUCACUGCCCCCUACCCCGGGACUGCGCCGUACUCCGCGCCUGUCACGGUCACAGCCAUGACCUCCGCGGCCCCCGCAGUAGAGGUCUCCACCAUGGCUGCGCCCUCGGUGUCUGUGCCGGCGACUUCGGGUCAGCUGGCGUCUUACGCACCUUCGCAGCCCCAGGUGUACCGCGUCACCAGCGGCGGAGUGGUGCCGCAUACCGUGUCGCCGCAGAGUUCUGUGACAUACACCACCAGCACGCCCUAUGCCGCGGCGCCGGAGCAGUAUGGCUAUUCCAUGCCCGCCAUGCCUGGAUCGUAUUCAGCGGCGCCAUGCACUGCCACACCUGCGAAGUCGUACAUGCCCCCGCCAUCCUCCUACUCGCCGCCCUUGGUCCCUCAGGGCACCACUGGUGCGGUGCCAUACGCCGCGGCGCCGCCCAGCCCGGGCCCGGGCCCGGCACCUGCGCCGUCGGGCCCUCCUGUGCAGCCGCAACGGCUGACCGAGGGGAUUCCGGACCCGCAAGCCAUUGAGCAGCAGAAGAGCGCCUAUGCCAGGAGUUUGGAUGCUCAACUUGAGCAGGGCAUCAAGAUGAUUGAGCAGCAGAACGAUGUGAAGAAGCAAGCGCUGCGGCAGGAGGCAGAGAUGAAGAAGGAGCAAUACUUCCUGCAGGUUGAGCAGCAGCUACGAGCGCAGGAGAUGAGCGUGGAUCAGCAGGCCAAUUACCAGCUCAUGGGCUUGCAGCAAGCAGCCUUUGAAAGACGCGCCAUCUUGGAUCAGCAGGCAGCUUCGGCGACACUGGAGUACGAGCAGAAGCGCGUCCAGGAUGACUUUGCCAAGACGCAGUACGAACACAAGAAGCGGGCUGCACAGAAGCAGGCAGAGAUGCAGAAGGAGUUGGCGAGGCAGAAGGAGGAGUUUGCUCGCCAACAGCGUGCCAUGCAAGAGGCCUACGCCCAGCAGGCAGCUGGCCUCGCUGCCGACAGGCAGGCUGUGGGUCAGUACGGCGCUCCCUCCGCUUAUCGGCAAGACGCUUAUCAGGCGGCACCCGCAGGGUACGGCGCCGGGUAUGGUGCGAUGCCGCAAAGGUGA
Molecule: messenger RNA, 2109 nt
Organism: Effrenium voratum
Lineage: Eukaryota; Dinophyceae; Suessiales; Symbiodiniaceae
Source: the annotation of a GenBank genome assembly